Cuscuta campestris is the source of this 1672-nucleotide messenger RNA. The record is from the annotation of a GenBank genome assembly. NCBI's taxonomy places the organism in Eukaryota, Viridiplantae, Streptophyta, Magnoliopsida, Solanales, Convolvulaceae.
GAUUAAUAUCUUUUUUUAUAAUUUAUAAUUAAAAUUUAAAAUCAUUAAUGGCAAAAAUAAAAAAAAUGAGAAGAAAAAAAGAAUGGGCAGACCCAUUGCUUUUCCGUUCUUUCUUUUCACACUCCGCAUUUAUAAAUAAGUCAUCGGAUCCUGAAACACAAGGAUCAGAAAUGGAUUCCAGGUGGCGGGAGAGGGGCCAACCCGACGGCGUUAAGCUGCCGGAAAGCCCAGUGAAGCCCAUAGAGUAUCUGCCCAGAUCACGGAGCGCCGCCUCCGCUAUGCAACAGGUCUGCAACGCCUUACCUUCUCCCCCUGCUCCGGCCAAUUCCUCCCUGUUUCCCAAGGUCACUCCGGUGGCCCCCGCCGACGGCGACGCCGACACGGCGAGGCUCUCCGGGAACACAUUCUCCUUCCGCGAUUUGUCCUCAACCUCCCAUCUCGUCCUUGAGCGCAUCAUGUCACAAUCCAUGCAGAAUGAGAUAAUGUCGCCGUUAACGUCGGGGAGGCUGUCUUACGGCAGCGAAACAUUUAACGGUUCAAUGACGGAAGAAACGGAUAGCGCAACUCCAAUCUCUCCCUCCGAGGAGUUUGAAGAUGUCAUUAAGUACCUGAGAGCAAACAACUCCCUGCUACCGCUGUUCACAAACACGAAGAGCUUCAAUGGCGGCACCGGCACCGGCAGCGGCGGGGCCAGCAGUCCCAUGCUUGGGAAUAACAACACCGUAAAGAAGUGGCUUAAGCAUAGAAGGAACAAGAAGAAGGAGGAGGCCAGAGCGCGGAACGCACAGAUCCACGCCGCGGUCUCCGUCGCCGGACUGGCCGCCUCGGUGGCCGCCGUCGCCGCUAGUACGGCGGCCGCAUCUUCCGCCGGAGAAGAUGAAGUGGCGGCCAAGACAGACAUCGCCGUGGCUUCAGCGGCGAUGCUGGUGGCCGCGCAAUGCGUGGACGCCGCGGAAGCUAUGGGAGCGGACCGGGACCGCCUCAUGACCUCAGUUAACUCCGCCUUUAACGUCCAAUCCCACGAGGAUAUCUCCACCCUCACGGCUGCGGCUUCCACCGCACUUAGGGGAGCAGCUACUCUGAAGGCAAGGGCAUUGAAGGAAGUUUGGAACAUUUCAACAGUGAUUCCCAUAGACAGGGGAAAUGGAAUGGGAACACCAGGCGGAUACAACAACAAUGGCUGCUACGAAGGACUCGACAUCGAAGAGAACUUCCUUGGAGUCUGCAACCAAGAACUGUUGGCCCGAGGUUGCGAGCUUCUAAAGAGAACCCGCAACGGUGAUCUUCAUUGGAAAGUUGUGUCUGUUUACAUUCAUCGUACCGGGAAGGUGAUGUUGAAGAUGAAGAGCAAACAUGUGGGAAACACCAUCACCAAAAGGAAAGAAAAUGUAGUAUUGGAAGUGUACAAAGAUAUUCCGGCAUGGCCGGGGAGGCACCUGUUUGACGACGGAGUGCAACGCAGAUACUUUGGGUUGAGGACGGAGGUGCGCGGCGUGGUUGAGUUUGAAUGCAAGGACUUGAAGCAAUAUGAGAUGUGGACUCAAGGCGUCUCGAGACUUCUCUAUAUCGUCGCUGAAAGGAGGAGGAGAUUCCACAAUUAAAUACAAUAUAUAUAUAUAUAUAUACAUACAUACAUACUGUAUUUAACAAAACAUAAAGAUCACAGAAAUUA